Messenger RNA from Papilio xuthus (Asian swallowtail), 1038 nucleotides. Its product is annotated as odorant receptor 10a-like. Gene Ontology annotation, cellular component: plasma membrane. The record is from RefSeq and is a predicted model, not a curated record. Lineage: Eukaryota; Metazoa; Arthropoda; Insecta; Lepidoptera; Papilionidae. The transcript has 4 exons. Gene Ontology annotation, molecular function: odorant binding; olfactory receptor activity. Gene Ontology annotation, biological process: detection of chemical stimulus involved in sensory perception of smell; sensory perception of smell. The coding region runs from base 1 to 1038 and encodes 345 amino acids.
AUGGAAAACUUUUUAAAAGAAAUAAAAAGCCCUUUUUGGAUUUUCCUUCUGUCAUGCUCGCUUUAUCUGGAUAUUAUUGGGUUUGUGACUUUUCACAUGUUCUACGCAGACGGACUGAUCGAUAUGUUAAAUAGCUAUUUUAAUAUUUCAUUAUUUGUAUUUACAUACAAUACCGGGAGAUGGAUGAUAUUUGAAAGAAAAGGUCUACGUAAAGUUCUCGAGCUCGCAGAAAGGAAUAACAAUAUGGCUAUGCAGUAUGAAAAUAGUGCUCCAAAACAUACCGCUUUAAUCAAAUCUAUGAAAAUAUUAGUAAUUAUUUGUUAUUUCUUUCAUUUGAUAAAUGAUUUCAUUGUAUUUACUCCGCAAAGAGUGUCUAAAAUAGAAGAUUUCUCUGCGACAUCUUGUGCCGGUAUGGAGCCAUUAAAGAAGAGUCCUAACAGAGAAAUUUGUACGACAUUUUUUGUAUUACAAGCAAUUUUGGGAAUCUGUAUAACGGCUAGUUACGAUGCAACAUUUUUAUUUAUUUUCGCUCAUACGGCGGCCAUGUUUGAAAUUCUUGAAGAAGAAACGAUGUCUCUGAAUGAUGGAGAAGUUACCACAGUUGCUGAGAGGAUAAAUAACAUAGUUUAUCGUCAUUCUUUAAUAUUACAUACAGUUAAGGAGAUUCAAGAAAUUUAUAGCGUCACAAUCGGAGUUAGUUUUGGACUAGAAGCAAUUUCUAUGUGUAUCUUUUUUGUGUUACCGUUGAAUUUAGCAUUUAAUUUUUCACCAAUCAUUGUACAUGGUAUGUUCGUUUUCUUUUUAUAUUGUUAUCAAGGACAGAAGAUUACUACGGCUGCUGAACGGUUUCAAAACGCGGUGUAUUUUUGUGGAUGGGAGAAUUUUAGUAUCAAAGAGCAGAAAAUGAUACUGAUUAUGUUGAUACAAUCACAAAAGCCAGUAUUAUUAAAAGCGGGAUCUGUAGUACCAGUUUGCAUCUAUACGUUUGCUUGUACUAUGCAGUCAAUAUAUAAAUUCGUAACUGCAUUCAAAACUUAA